Messenger RNA from Saccostrea echinata, 576 nucleotides. Its product is annotated as microsomal glutathione S-transferase 1-like. The coding region runs from base 40 to 498 and encodes 152 amino acids. Gene Ontology annotation, cellular component: membrane. Lineage: Eukaryota; Metazoa; Mollusca; Bivalvia; Ostreida; Ostreidae. The record is from RefSeq and is a predicted model, not a curated record. The transcript is spliced from 4 exons.
AUGGCUAUGUAAAAGUUGGUGUUUUUUAUAACAAUCAUAAUGGAGAUUUUAGGAUUUGAUAACCCGGUGUUUGCCCAGUUUGCUUUCUAUUCUACCGUUUUGAUCCUGAAGACGAUAGGACUUGCAUUGCUGAUCAUCCGAAGUCGCAUCAAACGAAAGGUGUUUGCAUUUCCUGAGGAUUGUUCACAAAUUAUUGUAGGAAAACAUCACCUUAAACCAACCUCAGACGAUGCUUAUAUAGAGAGAUUACGAAGGUGUCAUUUAAAUAAUCUGGAAAACGUCUUCCCAUUUGUGACGGUUGGUCUGCUUUACGUUCUGACAGAACCGGAAGCUUCAACAGCUGCUCUUUACUUCCGGAUUUUUCUCUUGUCACGUGUUGUGUACGACAUAGCAUUUAUACGGGCUCUUCCACAACCUUCAAGGACUUUUUCAUAUCUCACCGGAGUUAUUAUCAUAUGUAUUAUGGCUUGGUCAGUCUUACAGAAAGGAACCCUAUAAAAACAUUUUUAUAUAAGUGGUGACUGUUUGAUAUAAGAAAUAUACUGAAUUUGUUAUUUUAAAAAUUAAUUUAUGAAA